UAUCUUAUUCUUCUUCUCUCUCGUCUUCAUCAUCAAAUGCUUCUUCCACUGCAAAUCCACCAUCCCUGGCCCUACACCCUUACCCAUCAUUGGCAGCAUGCAUCUCAUGUCCGGCCUCGCUCACCGGAAAAUCGCCGCAGCCGCACAAUCUUGCCGGGCUAACCGUCUGAUGGCGUUUAGCUUGGGUGAAACGCGUGUGAUUGUCACCUGCAGCCCCGACGUGGCUAAGGAUAUUCUUAACAGCUCCGCCUUUGCCGACCGUCCUGUGAAGGAGUCAGCAUACCGCUUGAUGUUCAACCGAGCCAUCGGGUUUGCGCCUUAUGGGGUUUACUGGCGGACGUUAAGAAGAAUCGCCGCCACGCAUCUCUUCUGUCCCAAGCAAAUCAAGACUUCCAUAUGUGUUCGUGAUGUGCUGAAGCGAGCCUCUCUCAGCAACAUGAUGUGGUCUGUGUUUGGAAGGAGGUACCGGCUGGAUUCUAACGACUUGGAGUCGGUGGAGCUGAGGAAACUGGUGGAUGAAGGGUAUGAGCUUUUGGGUAUACUCAACUGGACGGACCACCUUCCAUGGCUGGCUGAUUUCGACCCACAAGGGAUUCGAUCCAGGUGUUCCAAACUGGUUCCAAAAGUAAACCAGUUUGUGAAAAAGAUAAUCGAUCAACACCGAGCUCAUCCAUCACCCCAACUCAACGCUGACUUCACUGACGUCUUGCUAUCGCUUGAAGGUUCCGACAAGCUAUUAGAAGCGGACAUGAUCGCGGUUCUUUGGGAAAUGAUAUUCAGAGGAACAGACACGGUAGCAGUGCUGAUUGAAUGGAUCUUAGCAAGGUUGGUGCUUCAUGUGGAUGUGCAAUCAAAGGUACACGAGGAGCUCGACAGGGUGGUGGGAAGGUCUAGUCAAGUGAUGGAAUCUGACAUCAACAACUUGGAAUAUCUAGGUGCGGUGGUGAAAGAAGUUCUUAGGCUACACCCACCUGGCCCGCUGCUCUCGUGGGCUCGUCUAGCCAUCACAGACACCACCAUCGACGGCCAUGAUGUAGGCGCAGGGACGAUGGCAAUGGUGAACAUGUGGGCCAUCUCGCGGGACCCAGAAAUCUGGAAGGACCCUCUGGAGUUUCAACCAGAAAGAUUCCUGGAUGGAUCAUUAAAAGAUAUGUCGGUGAUGGGAUCCGACUUGAGGUUGGCUCCGUUCGGGUCAGGCAGGCGAAGUUGCCCAGGGAAGAAUCUUGGGAUGACGACAGUGAGCUUUUGGGUGGCAUCUCUGUUGCAAGAGUUUGAGUUUGGAACUUGUGAGGGGGUUGACUUAUCGGAGGAAUUGAAACUAUCUUGUGAAAUGGCGAACCCACUAAAAGUGACUUUGCGACCAAGGCGUAGACCUCAUUGUGUUUGCGAGGCAUGAAAAUUACACCAUCCAGCAUAUAAAUAAAUUUGUAAAGAAGAAGAAUUGUUAGUGUGGGUUUCUAAUUUUUUUUUUUUUUUGUUA
Molecule: messenger RNA, 1480 nt
Organism: Cynara cardunculus var. scolymus (artichoke)
Lineage: Eukaryota; Viridiplantae; Streptophyta; Magnoliopsida; Asterales; Asteraceae
Product: cytochrome P450 78A9-like
Exons: 3
Coding region: 98-1396 (432 amino acids)
Molecular function (GO): monooxygenase activity; heme binding; iron ion binding
Source: RefSeq, a predicted model, not a curated record